This is a messenger RNA of Hipposideros armiger (great roundleaf bat), 1201 nucleotides long. Its product is annotated as T-cell activation Rho GTPase-activating protein-like. Gene Ontology annotation, molecular function: GTPase activator activity. The transcript has 8 exons. NCBI's taxonomy places the organism in Eukaryota, Metazoa, Chordata, Mammalia, Chiroptera, Hipposideridae. Gene Ontology annotation, biological process: signal transduction; regulation of Rho protein signal transduction. Bases 190 to 1065 code for a protein of 291 amino acids. The record is from RefSeq and is a predicted model, not a curated record.
UGCAGAACACCCGCAGUCAGAGCAGCUCCGUCUCCUCUGUGCCGGUGGAUUAGUAAGAACAGAGUGUCAUGCGGUCUCUCCCAUUUCACACAGCUGGCAGGAGGUAAAAGAAUCUGGCUGGAGGCCCCGAGGGCAGAGCCGAGGCCACGCGGAGGGAAAUUCAUCACUGGACAGUCAGCCAAGGUUCUGAUGAAGUUGAUAAGCAGCUGCAAUGCCUCAAAAACACUAAACACCAAAAAUAUGGAGACAUUAAUCGAAUGUCAAUCAGAGGGCGAUAUCAAGGACCAUCCUCUGUUGGCAUCAAGUGAGAGCGAAGAUAGUAUCAGCCAGCUAACUGAAGUUAAGAAGAGAAAGAAGGUGCUGUCCUGGCCCUCCCUCAUGAAAAGGCUUUCUACUUUGUCAGAUUUUUCUGGGGCUUCAGAGACAGAACUGAAAACAUCACUAUUUGAUCAGCCCUUGUCAAUUAUCUGUGGUGAUGAUGGCACGCUCCCCAGACCCAUUCAGGAUAUGCUCACAAUUCUGUGCCUGAAAGGCCCUUCCACUGAAUGGAUAUUCAGGAAAGCAGCCAACGAGAAAGCUCGCAAAGAGCUCAAGGAGGAGCUCAACUCAGGAGGCAUGGUGGACCUAGAAAGUCUCCCUGUGCACCUCCUGGCGGUCGUCUUCAAGGACUUCCUCAGAAGUAUCCCACUGAAGCUACUUUCCUGUGACCUAUUUGACGACUGGAUGAGUGCCCUGGAGAAGCAAAGCGAGGAGGACAAAAUAGAGGCCCUGAAACAGGUUGCAGAUAAGCUCCCACGGCCCAACCACCUGCUGCUGAAGAACCUGGUCUCAGUGCUGUACCUGAUCAGCAAAAACUCCGAGGUCAACAAAAUGGACGCCAGCAAUCUAGCUAUCUGUGUGGCACCCAACAUGCUGACCCGAGAGAAUGACCAAGCCCUGUCAUUCGAAGCCCAGAAAGACUUGAACAAUAAGGUUAGUUCUGGUCUACUUCUGAAAAACUCCCAAUUUAUGAUCUCACCAAUUGUUUGCAAAUCAAAGCAAAGAAUUGCCUGUGAAUUUCUCUGACUGAUUCAAGAUCACAGGGAAGGUAUGAAAUGCAGAAUGCUGUCGUCAUAGUGCCACCCUCUUGGAUGUGUGCAUGCAAUGAAACUGAAUAAACCUAGGCCUGUGUCCUUUGUCAUCCUACAAGGCAGAGCAUAAG